This is a messenger RNA of Funneliformis caledonium, 1959 nucleotides long. Lineage: Eukaryota; Fungi; Glomeromycota; Glomeromycetes; Glomerales; Glomeraceae. The record is from the annotation of a GenBank genome assembly.
AUGGAACUCGCAGAAGAUUGCCUAGUAAAUUCGGUUAUGGUACACAGUUACUUUACUUCAGUUAAAGCCGGCUUAUGGAGUUUAAGGCAUUACAUCGAUUGGGCUUGUAAAGAUGAACGUUGGAUAGUUAAGCAAAGAUCGAUACCACAAUCUAUUCGUGUUAUUGCUAACCGGAUUGCUGAAGAUAAGGAGGUGAAUGUCAAUAACGAGGCACUGCUUCGUCACUUCACAUCACUUACAGAAUCCCAUAUAAUUCAGCUUCCUGAAACUAAGGUACUUACGGAAGAUCUUCGAAUGAUGUAUGAACGAAUAUACAAUGGAAAAUAUAGCAAGUCCCUUUAUGAGACCAUGGCGCACGUACAGAAAAAAAUAGUCCAUGUGCAGAAAGAAGAGGAAAUAUUUGCUUCAGUCGCAGAAAUACAUUCUAAAAAACAAAAGAACGAUGGUAAUUUAAAUAAAGGUGGUGAUCCAUCACUCUUAUCAACUUCCAUCGAUGGUAAUUUAAAUAAAGGUAGUGAUCCAUCACUCUUAUCAACUUCCAUCGAUGUUAACAACAAUCAUGAACAAAACCAACGUCAAGCAGAUUAUUAUGAUUAUGAAUCAGUCUCCGAUUCAUUUGAAGAAGAUGAUUGUGAUGAUUAUAAGGUAGAAGACGAUAAUUGCAACAAAGAUAAUGUAAAGAGUAAAAAGAAUGAUCAUGAAGAAAGUGACGGAAUCGAUGAUGAUUUCGUCAUGCCUAUUCAACCAAAGCGGAAAAAAAACGAAUUGGAGAACAGUACGGUCCUUGAUGCAGUUCAUGAUAUUUCCGAGAACACCUCCACAGGCGUCAGAGAGGAAAUCAAAAAGGCGCGUAAAGUUAGCACGAAGAAAAGUGAGAUACCAUUAAGUUCAAAAACUUCUUCCAGCGACGUAUAUACAAACGAAAACUCUGCAAGUUCCACGGAAGACAUUGAUGUUGAAAUCGAUGAUAUUACAAACAUUGAAGAGCAAUUAAAGAAGCAACCUCAUACUGAGUGGAUUGUAAGAAAUAUUAACAUAACACAAAAGUUCCGUCAAUAUCAAUGGAGUGCAAUUGAUAAAGCGAAGAAAGGGUUACUGAAGUGGGACAAUACGGCACUAGCAUCGAUUAUCGUUAUUUCAUCUCCGUGUCCAUAUCCUUAUGAAUAUUUUACGCUUGAAGAAUGGGAUUAUAUAACAAAAACUAAUCCAUAUAGUAUUGAGAAAAAUACUAUUCCAUCAUCCAUUUCAGCAAGUCUAUAUGAAACAGCGGAGGAAUGUGUUUUCGGAAGAAGCAUUUAUAUGAAUGCAGAAGAAUCAUUUUUGAGUAAAUGUGCUGGGAGAAUUUUUAAUGAUUUGAAUAAUGUUCCAGUAGAAGCGCCCAGUAAAAUUUCUGAAGAUCUCCAUUGUUGUAAUUAUUUACACCCAUUUAUAAAGCCACUCUUCAUGAUACCAAAAGUGUAUGAAGUAAGGCUUAAUCGUUCAGCAGCUGGUUCUAGGAAACGGCCAGACUUUUCAUGUGUUGUUGAUAACAUACCAAUACUAAACUCUGAAAUAAAACCACUUGGGUUCACCCCAUUGCAAAAGAAAAAAGAUUUCGCGAAGGUGAAUCUAAGAGCAAAGAAGUCCAUCAACCAACAACUAAGUUUAAAAGGUGGUCCUAAUAAGUCCGUAAUUUUUACAAAUAUGGGCGACGUGAUUGAGUCAUUUCUUAUGGAGCUUAAUUAUGACGGAAUUUACUGUUCAUGGUCUUUCUGUAAAAGUAAACUAAUAAUUGAUAAAGCUUCAAUGCCACUCAUAGUAUCUACAUUCUGUCAUUUUGUAGAAUUGGAGAAGCGAACAAACAAGCUGGCAGAAGAUUUCAAAAGUCGAAAAGUUCCAUUUACCCCUCCAAAUCAAAUUAAAUUUGGAUUCAUACGUGAUGAUCCAAACUCCCCACAAAUCCGUCAGUUGGUUAAAUAA